UGUCCUACCUUACAGGAUUUUAUUUGGAGAUAAAAUGAGGAUAAAAUUCCCUGAAUGCUACUUCAACUCCUACAGUACAGUAAGACUAUUAAUAACAUAUGUAGAAAUAAAUGACAUUUGAAUAUUUAGUUACUCAUCAUGGAAUUUUUAUAACUGGAGAAGAAGCAUAUCAACACAAUCCACUAGUCUGGCAUAAUUCUUCUUCCAAGAUGAAGAAAUAAUAACUGAUAUUUGACCUUGUUUACAAGGCUAACUUCAAUGAUAAUCCAAUCUAUUUUGCUGCUUGAGGCAGAGCAUAAUACCCUACGUCAAUCAAAUUAUUUUAGCAUCUGUGCUUCAGAAGAGCCUUUCCCUGUUUCUGGCAGCAGCAUAUAAUGGUAAACAUAAUUAUUUGGUGCCACUUCAUAACAUCUAUAAUAUGGAGCAUGAAACAACUGUAUUAUGAUUCAGAUUGUGUGAAGAUGAAUAGGAAAGUGCAGCAAGCAUGACAUCUCUGGCCAACAUCGUUCCUUCCCCACAGUCUGAGUGGGUCUCCUUCAGUGACGGACUUCACCGUUCUGUUACUUCCCAAGGUUAUACUAGGAAGCCAGUUGAGAGAUUUCUUUCCUCCUCUGAUACUUCCUCUGAAGGCAACCAAAAUCUAGAUGGAGAACUGCCAAGUCUUUCACAUGCUGAAUUGGGAGAAAGAAUAAACAAAACAGCUGUAGGCCUUGAUCUGUCUUCAUCCUUCAGCACUUGGGUCCAGUUUGAAGAUGCACCCUGGACCAACAGUUCACCAGAGCAUCCACGUACAGCCUCAUCUCCAAAAAUAUUUUGUUGGAUGUGUCCCUCCUUGGAAUAUUCAGAGAGACAACCUCUUACUUCAGAGAGCAGUUGGACAACUACUUCAGAGAACAGUAGCAGCCCAAGUAUCACCCCUUCCUACACUGAUCUUCAAUCAAUAAAUACGGAGGAUUUGACUAGUGGAAGAGCAUCUGCUGCAGACUCAACUGGUAAGCGACAUAUUUAUUUAUUUUAUUUUAUAUUUUAUUUUAUUUUAUUUUAUUAA
Molecule: messenger RNA, 1048 nt
Organism: Crotalus tigris (Tiger rattlesnake)
Lineage: Eukaryota; Metazoa; Chordata; Lepidosauria; Squamata; Viperidae
Product: stonin-2-like
Exons: 4
Coding region: 485-1048 (187 amino acids)
Source: RefSeq, a predicted model, not a curated record